UUGCAAUGUGUCCGUGACUUUAAAUAGUUAAAGCGACGCCGAUGCUCCUAGCCCCGCAUUUUGUCGACUUAAUGGAUGUGGUUUGACAAGUUACUUCGUCAAUGUCAACCUUUCUACUGUAGUAUGUAAAACGGGAUUUUUACCUGCACCCUCAAAAACAACUGACCGUGUUGUCUAUGUUACCUGUGAACCACACCUAUACCGAUAACAUCGAACUAUCGCCUGGGCUACCUGUUUCCUGUGAUUGACAAAUCUACCGUGUCUCAGGGGCGUACAUCACUGUGAAGAUAUACAGUAUGCCUAUUGAACUAAAAUCCUACCAAGUGGGUCAGGGAGAUCAGACAAACCAGGGUUAUACUCCAGAUGACCAGGACGAGAUUCAAAGUCCAAAUAACGUCACGAUCCAAAUAAAAAAUGGACGACCUGGAGACAUAGAUACCGUUACGGACUUCGACGAAGAACCACCGACAGGUCGCUGUGCCUUGUGUGUGUUUAACAUACGACAGAAUGUAGUAAGCGGCCUGAUGUCACAAAGGAUCCAGAUCCAACGAUGUGUGAUCAUUAUAAUCCUUUGUCUUUAUUUCGCCUACUUUGGGUACUGUAUGUACUUCCGUUUCGGUGACGAGGGUUCUAUCCGGCUGCUGGUAUGUACGGUGUUUGGGGUUCUGCUAGCAUUUUCUUUGCUAGUUGCAGGGAGGACAAGGAAUCAAAGACGCCGACUAUGGGAGAGAAGUUUAAAACCGUGUGUUACCUCUAGGGCAGGCAGGCGUUGUCACGCGAUUUUCUCAUUAUUGCUGAAGAUUGCCGUCUUUUGCGUUAUCGCUGCUUAUAUUAUUUUUGACGUGGCUAUCGACCAUCCGCAAAACCUCAUCGCUGUUGCUGGACAGGCCAUCUACAUAAUCAUCUUCUUCGUUUUCUCUAUAAGUCCAGCCAAGGUGAGGUGGCACACCAUAUUUUGGGGAUUUGCUCUCCAGUACAUCCUUGCACUCAUCAUUCUGCGCCAGGAAUGGGGCUUCCAGAUUUUCAAGUACUUAGGAGACCGCGUGGGCGAGUUUCUCCAACACUCUGAUGCAGGCGCAAUCUUCAUGUUCUCAGACCCAUUAAUCAGCGCCCACAUAUUCGCUUUUACGGUGUUACCCAUCGUCGUCUUCUUCUACACGAUGAUCAGUAUUCUGUACUACCUGGGAGUCAUGCAGUUCGUCGUACGAGUACUGGGCCGUGCGCUAGCUUUUAGUAUGGAUACAACUCCUGCCGAAUCCCUUAACGCCGCGGGGAACAUAUUCGUCGGUAUGACAGAAGCACCGCUGAUGAUUGGUCCAUUCCUCAAGGACAUGACUUCCUCAGAGCUCCACGCCGUGAUGACAGGAGGGUUUGCCACUAUAGCCGGAAGUGUUCUCGGGGCUUACGUCAGUUUUGGUGUUCCAGCUAACCAUCUAAUAUCUGCUUCCGUUAUGUCAGCUCCGGCCGCUCUGGCCAUCUCAAAACUGGCCUAUCCCGAGGUUGAGGUGAGCAAGUCUACAACCAAGGACUUUGACAGGAUGGAGAAGGCAAAGGAGCGGAACAUCAUAGAGGCAGCUACAGCCGGUGCCACAGCCUCCACCAAACUUGUGGCGGCUAUCGCUGUCAACAUCAUCGCUUUCCUGUCCCUUCUCAACUUUGUCAAUGCAACUCUCGUGUGGUGUGGAGAAAGGGCAGGUAUAGAAGGCUUUACACUCGAGUUCAUCUGCUCCUAUGUGUUUUUCCCGGUCGCCUUCUUCAUGGGAACGGACGUAGCGGACUGUCGUAAGAUAGCGGAACUAAUCGGCGUCAAAACUUUCACAAAUGAGUUUAUCGCCUAUCAGAAACUGGCCGUCGUCAUCAGUAAUGGCGACGCUCUCGCUAACUACACAAGUUUUUUUAACAACACAGCACACUGGUACUGGAACAAUGGGAACGUCAUCCUCAACAACACUAGACAGGAGCUGGUGGGAGGGGUCAUAUCGAGCAAGUCUGAAGUCAUAGCAACGUACGCUUUGUGUGGUUUUUCCAACUUUGGCUCAAUCGGUAUACUUUUGGGAGCGAUGGGCGCCAUAGUGCCAACACGCAAAAGAGACCUUACUCGGAUGGUAGUCCGCGCCAUGAUUUCAGGAACGGUGGCAUGUUUCCUCACCGCCUGUAUCGCAGGACUCCUGUACAAAGAUUAUUGAACACGUGACCUCAAAUUAAGGUGCAAAAAAUAGUGCUCGCAAUCACCUUGAUAUUGGUGGACCGUCCGGCAUUGCAGCAGCCUACCCAAGCAUGGCCAAUAAACUCCUCGUUGUUUUUGCCUGGACAAAGGAACCUACCUACUCCGUCGUUGACAAACUUUGCUCUAGGCGUUGACCGUUUAUUCACACUUAGAAAAUGUUGUAGCGCAGUCAUUAACCAAUCGGAGUUCAAUAGAUGAACAUUUGUACAUAUAAAGGUCAUUUGACCAGUCCAGCGAGACAAUCUCGGCGACACAUCGUUAUCCCUAAUAGCCAGAGUCCGGUCAUCUAUAUAUCUGGACAAUGGCUCACUGGACUGUAUAUCUCAAUUAUCGUUAAAUUUGUAUACAUAUAUAUAGUCCGACCCUUUUCUUCAAUAGGCAAUUGAUCGUGUAUCCCCUUGAAUUUUCAUGAUUAAUGUUGCUAUGGACCAAGGUCACAUGAUUAAUGUUGCUAUGGACCAAGGUCACAUGAUUAAUGUUGCUAUGUACCAAGGUCAAAUGUGCAUUAUGUGAACAGGUGUUAAGUGUGUUUAAAUUUUAAAUUAUGUUAUUUGACAAUAUUCGUGACAUUUCCAGAUCCUAUUUUUGUUCUUAUUUAGAAAACAAGCAGCAAUUAAUAAACACUAACGGUUUAACAAAAAGAUUCACGUAUAGUACUUAUCGGUUGUUGAUUCAGAACAACAUAUCAAUGUAGUAGUUUCCCUCAAAUGAAAUGGGGUUGUUAAGACACGCAUUAUAUACCGAAACGCAAGAGAAUUGCCAUUAAGUCAGUAAGCGAUCAAGAAAAUUAACAUGAUGUCAAAAAUUCCGACACAUCCAUUUCUAUUUUAAGUAAUUUUCUACAUUGUCGCGCGGAAACUUACUUUCAUCAGUAGUUUUUUUUAUCCAUACACUGUAACUGCGCAUGUCCUUUUUAUUGGCUACUUAUUAAGUUGGAAGAAUUCCGCGCUUUUAUUUCUUUUUGUUUAUAGAAAAUCUCUCAAAUGAAGUGCCUUGAAGCUAUAUCCAAUGUCGAAUGUAUGUACAUAUAAGAUGACGAAAUUAGCACUGUAGUACUAUAUUCGUUCGAUAAAGAUAAGUAAACAAUAUGAACCAACGCAAAUAGUGAUCAUGUAAAUGCAUUCGGGGGAACAACAUUCGAAGAAGAAGUACUGGACUUUUUCAUGUCGUUAACCGUAAAAAGUUAAAUUUCACCAGAGGCUUGUCUGAUUUAAAAAAUAGUAUUUUUUUGUUAUUAUAUAAGGCUUCAGCCUUCUCUGAUUGUUUGAAAUAUGUGUACUUUAUCAAUAUAGGAUAUUAGGGGUUUUAUAUACAGAUGUAUACAAAUAUAGUGCAUAUUUGGUGUUAGUCCGAAUUAUUCUGACGUUUCUUCA
This is a messenger RNA of Mizuhopecten yessoensis (Yesso scallop), 3600 nucleotides long. Its product is annotated as solute carrier family 28 member 3-like. Gene Ontology annotation, cellular component: membrane. The transcript has 12 exons. NCBI's taxonomy places the organism in Eukaryota, Metazoa, Mollusca, Bivalvia, Pectinida, Pectinidae. The record is from RefSeq and is a predicted model, not a curated record. Gene Ontology annotation, biological process: nucleoside transmembrane transport. Gene Ontology annotation, molecular function: nucleoside:sodium symporter activity. The coding region runs from base 297 to 2186 and encodes 629 amino acids.